AUGUCGACGUCAGUCGCGUCGUGCCAUGCGCGCGCCGCAGCCACAGCGGGGCUCAUUCCCCGCUGCGCAUCAUCCGCAUCAACUUCCCAACUGCGCCUCGUCUCCGGCACUGCCUCAACAUCAACAGCCGCAUGCCGCGCCGUUCCUCGUCAGCGCGCAGCUUUCCUCCCCCGCCCAGCCCUCUCCCCGCGCCACCUCUCCUCCGCUUCCGCCCUCGCCCCCUCUCUCCCCGCUCUCUCCGCUCUAUCCGCGCGCCAACCCCACCUCCCGUCUCGCUCGCCCGGCGCAGUGCGCGUUCACGCGCGCGGGGGAGGCGGAGACGGGAGCGUGGGGGUCCCAGAGCGCAUCCUCUCCGCCAGCGUCUACUUCCUCCCGCUCCUAGACGGCGCGCGCUACGCGCGGUUCCUCUACGCGCAAUACCCCUUCACGCGCGUGAUCCUCGACCCGAUCAUCCCGCUCGUGCAAGCUUACAACUCCUUCCCGUACGCGGGCCUCAUCCUCUUCUUCCUCCUCUACCUCGCCGUCAUCCGCAACCAAAAUCUCGACCGCUACGUGCGCUACAACGCGAUGCAGGCCGUGAUUCUCGAUAUCCUCAUGAUCCUGCCGUCGCUCAUCGAGCGCCUGUUCGCGGGCAACGACGGCAUCUCGCUACAGCUGACGAUUAUCUUUUACAACACCGUGUUUCUCUACCUCUUCGCGUGCUUCGUCUUCGGCGUCGUGUCGUGCCUCCUCGGGAAGACCCCCCGCUUGCCCAUCGUCGCGGAAGCCGCCGACGCGCAGUUCUCGCCGCCGUUCCCUCCCCUCGCCCCUCCAUUCCGCUUCUUCCACCACCAUUUUUCUCCCCUCCCCCCCGUCGCUCACUGCCGCUCCUCUCCCCAACACCCAAUCAGCCUCCCCCAAACCGCCCCUUGCCUUUCUCCACACCCCCCACCCACCUUGCAAUUUCCCUCCCAUCCCCCUCCCUCCCUCGCCGCGUUUUUCCUCCUCUUGCCGCCACUCCCUCCCUGCUGUUAUAAUCCCUUCUCUCCUACUCUCCUCCUUCCCACUCCUCCCCUCCCUUUCCCCAGUUCACCGCCGUUCCCCUCCCCAAUCCGUCACUGUCAUUUCUCUCUGCUCACCACCAUUUCCCUGCUAACUCACUUGCGUUCCCCACUCACCUGUGUUCCCCUCACACCUCACCAUGGGAACCCCCAUUAG
Molecule: messenger RNA, 1197 nt
Organism: Closterium sp. Naga37s-1
Lineage: Eukaryota; Viridiplantae; Streptophyta; Zygnematophyceae; Desmidiales; Closteriaceae
Source: the annotation of a GenBank genome assembly